AUGGAUUUGGCUCGACUGAAGAAGAAGACUGCGAAGUCAGUACAAGACAAGAGAGAAAGCGAUGAACAGUUGAUUCGAGAGGCAGCAUUGAUGGCCAUGAAGCGCAAAAACGAGGAAGAAGGUGCUUCUUUGGCUUCGAGUUGGAGCCCAUCGAGCAAGGAGCCCGAGAACAAAAAGUUUCAGCGCAUUGGACAUUUAAAGGAUGCUGCUUCUGUUGAUUCAACCUUCACUGCCAUGAUGGAAGAGUCAAAUCGGAUUAAGGCUGAAGAGGUUGCCAUGAAAAAAGAAGAGCUGGCACUUGAACAACGAAAGCUUGAGUUAGAACAAGCAAG
Aphanomyces invadans is the source of this 332-nucleotide messenger RNA. RefSeq lists its product as hypothetical. Lineage: Eukaryota; Oomycota; Saprolegniomycetes; Saprolegniales; Verrucalvaceae. The record is from RefSeq and is a predicted model, not a curated record. The transcript has a single exon. The annotation marks the transcript as partial.